CUUUAAGCGUAUUUAUUGUUUCUCUUCUGGUAGUUGAAAAGGAACUGGUACUUCACAGAGACACGUAAAUGAUAUAUAGUUGAACUUUACGAACAAACUAUUAGUAGCAUCUUCAAAAUAUAAACAUAUUGGUUUCUGUUGUCAGCAGCAAAUUAAUGUUAACUGAAGAGUUCUUGGAAAUUUACCCACUAGCUUUUCCACCAUCAAGACAUGUGAAUGAUUGCAACUUGGAUUUAAGACACUGUUUUUCUCCCUAUCGAAUUACCGAACCCUGUAAUUUAGAAAGAAGUAACAAAAGGGCCUUCACAGUGAAAUGGACAUUUUGCAAAUCAAUGAAAUACAAAAAGCAAGGAAAAUGAAAAAUGAUGUGAAGAUAAAAAUUCUCAAAUACUUCUUGAGCCUAUUUAAUGGAAUCUUUCUUAUUAUUGGAGCAAUCAUUUUUGGAUGUGGCAUUUGGAUCUUAUGGGAUGAGAACAGCUUUAUUGGCACACUGUUGCCUACAGAUCAUGAAGAUAUCCUAAGCGUCAGUGCCUACUGUUUCCUUGCUAUUGGUAUUACUGUCACCAUAGUGUGUUUUGUGGGAUGUAUAGGAAGUAUAAAAGAAGUGAAACACUUACUUUUUCUGUACUGCUUAUUUCUAAGUCUCAUCUUCAUUCUGCAACUUUCAAUUGGUUUGGCCGUACUUUCACAAUAUAGCAAUAUUGAAACUCUGCUGGGUAAGAAAACCAUUGAGGCUAUUAACCAUUAUGUCAAUGAUAGCUUUUCCAAAGAAUUGAAAUGGAACUUUUUGGAUCUCAUUCAGAAAGAAUUUCAGUGUUGUGGAUAUUACAACUCCUCAGAUUGGGAACGGAAUGAUCUGAUUGGUUCGACGUCUCUGCCUUGCUCAUGUAGCAAUUCUACUGUGGAUACUUCUACUUCUCUUUGUACUAUCACUGAGAAUACCUACAUAUACCCACAGGGCUGCAGCACACACAUGAAACAAUGGCUCAGUGGCAACGUUGCAACUGUUCUUGUAGCUGCUGCUGCUCUCCUCCUAAUAGAGGUAUUGCAGUUCAUCAUGGCUGUGAAUCUGUUUAAAUCCAUAAAGAUAAAAGAAAAUUAUUGAAAAGAGAAACAACUUACACGAAAAAUAUCACUUGCUUCAUCUGUUAACAUGAAACAUUUAUGCCUUCUAAUCAGAAACCAGUUCUAGUGUCUUGUUUAACUUGAAGAAUCAUGAAAUGCAACAAUUUGCUUUAGAAAUUUGAAUAUUACCAUUGUUUUUAUUGUGUGCUUUGGAUUUAAUGCACCUCUUCUAAGGAUAUUGUCUCCCAGUUAAUCCUAUAAUUGAAUAGAAAGAUAAAUAGUUAACAGGACUGGCAAAUAAAUUUCAGAAUUCUUCCAAAAUUCUCAUUGUAGAACCCAAGGAAAAGGACGCAUAUGAAGUUUGCAAAUGUAUUUUAUCAAAUCACUUUUUUAAAUUUUAAGAAAUCUUGCACCAUUCCAUUAGUUAACUUUCCACAUUGAAGUUUUCUAAACCAACAGUGAUUUUUGCAAUCUGAAAAUACAAAGGUGCUAGGUGAUGUUUUACAUUAUCAAUCUGGGUGAAGGAACUCAGGGGAUUGUACCUAAGUUUGCGGAUGACAGGAAGACAGGUGGAGAGACAGGUUAUGGUAUAAAGUUGGGCAGCUGCAGGAAGACUUGGACAGGCUGGAACAAUGGACAAAGUGACAGAUAGAAUACCAUGUGGGAAAGGGUGAAGUUAUACACUUUGGUGGGAAUAAUGGACGUGUAGACUAUUUUCAAAAUUGGGGAAGGGCGUCAGAAAUCCAGAGCACAAAUGGACUUCAGAGUCCUAGUUCAGGAUUCUCUUGAGGUUAACAUUCAGGUUCAUUUGGCAGUUAGGAAAAUAUGAAGUUAGUAUUUAUUUUGAGAGCACUAGAAUGCAAGAGCAAGGAUGUAUUGUCGAGGCUAUUAAAAAGCUCUGGUCAGACCACAUUUGAAUAUAGUGUGCAAUUUUGGACCGUAUACCUGUGAUGAUACUAUGGCUUUAAGAAGUAUAUUUGUCCUGGUUCUUUUUUAUGAAGGAAAUAUUGAGACAGAGGUACUGAGCAGUCUGCUCCAAAGCCAAUAAAUUAAACAGCUUAUGAGGCCUUUUGUUUAUCAGUUGGAACAGUUGAAGCAACCUGAAUCGGUAGGGUCAAGCUCCCACAGGACCAGGAUUUUUAGCUUUGCCUUAUUGCCCUUGCUGGAGGCUUGAAGCUGGAUGUGGACACUCUUAUUUCUCUCUCUGUUACAGCUAAAAGCUGGGGUUCCCUUCCUGCUGCAAGAAUUGAUUGUGAAACCACCCACUUUACUGAAUUUGCCUUUGCCAAAUGCGUUUACUGCAUUGGAACAGUUGAUGAGUAGUAGUUAAUAUAUCUAUUAUUUUGUUAAGCAUUUCAAUUGAGUUACAGUUAAGCUAAUUCUUUCCUUUUGUGUUUAUUUUAUCUGUGUUUUAAAUGCAGUGUAAAAAUAAACUGUUUUGCUUAAAUCAAUAGUUUGAGUAACUGAAUUACAGCUGGAAAGCAAUGCCUUACACUUGCGUUUAAAAUAAGAAAAAGUCAGGGUCUAAAAUAUUGCCGUAAUAUAUUUUGAGGGGUUUGGUCUGCUCUGUAACAAAUUAGGGGGUCUUGUCAAGAUUAAAGCAGAAUUGCAAUGUUAGAUGUCAGUGAGCUCCAAGAUGCUUUGCUGAACUGAACCAAAUGCAAGUCAAAAUGUGGCCUGAUGAUGUGGCAAGGUUGCUACUUUGCUAAUGCCAACCUCCACAGAUGAAGAGUAAAGGCAGUCACUGCCCAUGCAGUGUGCCCUGAGAUGUUUGGGAAUGCUGGCCAAGGUGGAUGCCUGACAAGUUGCAGCCACUAGUUGCCUGCUCAGACUUUCAUGUCAGGAAUUAUCGCUGUCUCGUUUCUCUUGAACGCAAUGGGAAAGUAACAACAUGCAUAUAAAUGAGAUGAAGCUAGGUAAGAAUGCGAUAUUAAUGCAUGCAAAUGGGUCUCUCAUUACUCUCCGGCUAGACUCUUGUCUCAUUGUUAAACAUUGGCUGAAGAAUCAGACUUUGUUUUUUCAAUGUCAAGCAUUUCAUUUCUCUGAUCUCGCAAUGUACUACCAACUGACUUGCCACUGUUCCCUUCAAGUGCUGGUAGGAUUCAACCUGCAGUUUCUGAAAUUCUUGCCACUAAAAGUAAAGUAUUAUCUUUCUAAAAUGAUUAAGCUAAAUAGCAUUAAUAUGCAUCUAGAAUAAUUCACAGUCAAUAGACAAAUAUUUCCAAGCUUUGGGGACAACCAAAAUACUUUCAACAUCUGAAAGUGGAAAAAUUGCACAAAGUUGUGACAGGUUGUUUUAUAUGGAAAUCGCAUUGCUGGCCUAUGGUAUAUAACGUGUAAGUUGAUCUCUGCACUUCUGAAAAAUAUUACAGAAUGCAAUAUUGAAAUUGGGAAAAUUAAUUUGCAAUUCAACAAGUGGUUCAAAACCAACAAUGUAUAAGCGCACACUUUCUUUAUGUAUAUUUUUAUGCAAUGAAUUGAUAUAUUUAAAGUAAUGUUGACUAUCUUUUUAUUCUGGUGAUUAAACACGUGUGCAAGCCAAUUUAUCAUUGAUCAACAAUAUGUGCCAUCCAUUUCUUGAAAUGUCAAAAUAUUUUUAAUUCUCUGGAGAGGUUUCCCCCUGCUAUGCAAUAUAAUAUAUUAGUGUUCUGUAAAUAUUAAAAGGAAAAUGGCAUUUAUGAAUAAGAUCACUCUAAUUUUAUAGCUUGCAUGCCAAUACAUCAGUUC
Stegostoma tigrinum is the source of this 3792-nucleotide messenger RNA. RefSeq names its product CD82 antigen-like. The coding region runs from base 314 to 1105 and encodes 263 amino acids. The record is from RefSeq and is a predicted model, not a curated record. Lineage: Eukaryota; Metazoa; Chordata; Chondrichthyes; Orectolobiformes; Stegostomatidae. The transcript has 10 exons. Gene Ontology annotation, cellular component: membrane.